AUGACCACACAGUCCACACAGUACGAUAAAAUCGGAGGCGACUACAGUUUGAUCAAGCAGCUGCCAUCUGACUUGCUUGAUACCGCCACCCUACUCGCCUACCUUGGAAAUAUCCAAGGAAUGGAAGUACUUGACCUCGCCUGCGGUAAUGGCUUCAUGUCCGGCAAAGCAAUUGAGCACGGGGCUCGACGAGUAGUUGGAAUAGAUAUCUCAUCGAGCAUGAUUCAAGCUGCAAGCCGCCAGUUUGAAGGCGAUAGCCGCUUCGAGUUCUACACUGCAGAUUGCAGCAAGCCAAUCCAUAUGGGCAAGUUUGACAUUGUCUUCGCCUGUUGGCUUCUCAAUUAUGCCUCCAGUGCCGAGGAGCAGUUGGCAAUGUGGCAGAACAUUUUCGCUCACUUGAAGCCUGGUGGCAGAUGUAUUGGUGUGGUACCGAAUUUUGAUAUGCUCGAGACUCCAUUCCCUUCAGGAUAUCAGUGGGGAAUUGAGGCUAAAGUCUUGAAGCAUGUCCCCGGAGGCGUGAAGCUUCAGUUCACUGCCGAUAAUUGUUCCCAUUUCACUUUUGAAUGCUAUAUGCUUCAACGGGCAGUUUAUGAGUCUUGUUCCCGGAAGGCGGGGUUCACUGACAUGGAGUGGCUGGAUCCAAUUGAUCCAAAGGAUCCUCGGAUAAAUUUUGAAGCUUUGUCACGCACCAUGAAUUCUCGAUACUUUCAAGCCUGGCGUUAA
Molecule: messenger RNA, 723 nt
Organism: Penicillium soppii
Lineage: Eukaryota; Fungi; Ascomycota; Eurotiomycetes; Eurotiales; Aspergillaceae
Product: class I SAM-dependent methyltransferase
Exons: 1
Coding region: 1-723 (240 amino acids)
Source: RefSeq, a predicted model, not a curated record